CGUGUUUAGUAUGCAGGGACAGCCCAAAAAGUGUGCUGACAGCAGCCUGGACUGUGCCACAUUCCUCUGAGGUAAACCAUUGGUGCUGAAGGAGGGACUGCUGGGGCUGAUGGGUAUUUCAGAGCUGGCAGGCUUUAUAUACGUGCGUUGAGCGUGGUGUAGUGUUUACCACAGCACUAAUAGGAUUGAUCCUGAGACAUGCUGCAGGAGCCUGAAUGGGAUGUGCUGUGCUGACAUGAUGUUAUGCCUGUUAACUGUGGAUAAUUCACAUGAUGGACUUCAACAAAUAAUCCUGAAAAGCUGAGGUCCAGGAGACAACUUGCUGUGUACAAUUCACAUACUGUAUCCCUCUGUGAAUUUGCUCCAUGGAGACCACACGUAAAUCCAUAAAUCUUACUUUCUCCUUUGAGGACAAAAAUGGAAAUAACAUCACCUGCCCUAGUGAACAUUCCCCCGAUUCUGUGAGGAGCUCCAGCAGUUUGAGCUGUGACGGUUCAGACAGUCCUCCUGAUGUAGAAAUGAAGGACUGUCUCACUUGUCCUGCAAAACGUGAGACUUCCUCCGCAAAUCUAGCAAAAUCAUGCAGGACAAUUCCUGUGGACUUAAAACUUGACAACUGGAAUAAGAAUUUGACUCUUUUGAUAGUGGAUCCAAAACACACUCAGUCCAGUGAUGGAGGCUCUGAAAGCUCUCCAGACUGUGGAGAUCGAGAAAUGUCUGAGGUGGACUCUUCUGAACCCUCGAGACGUGGCUCUAGCGAGAACUGCUGCUCCGUCAGCUCUGGCGAGAUGAUGAUGAGGGGUAACAGCUUCCUCAUGCACGAGACUGAUCAGCCACUUAGUAUCUCUCUGAUUGGGGACUCUAAAAACUCUCUGGAUAUUUCGUCAGACUUUGGUGUAAUCUCAGGUAUGUUACCUGAUGUUUGUGAGGGUUUGGCUGAAUUUCCAAAAGAUGAGGUCAAGAGUCAGGUGUUGGAGUGUACUUAUAUCCAUCAGAACAAUCAAACCUUCCUCAUAGAUGAAAGAUCGAGUGUUGAGAAGCUGGAAUGCCUCACACCUGUGCAAUACCACAAAUCUAACAAAGACAUGCAAAAGUUGGCAUGUAACACUGGGGGAUCCAAUCAUUCAGUGGAGGGUAAAACAGUGCUUCUUGCUGCCUGUGAGGAUUUGGACAUCAGCGGUAAUGCUCAAACUUCAACUCCAGUUCAGUCUGUGAGUAACAAGACGUUCUGUCUUCCUUCUUUAUCCGAGUCUCCUCUGAAUAAAGAUGAAGUGAGUCCAGUAGCAGUAGUCUCUCAAAAAAGUGAGUCCAAAAGUGCUGUCUCUCAAAAGCCCAAGACAUCAGCGGGUAAAAGCAACAAAAUCGAGAUCAAACGGUUUCCUAAGCCCAACUUCAGUAAUAUAAAGUCUAAAAUUAUGUCACGUGCCUCUAAUCCCUUUAAGACGUCAAAUUUACAAGUUCCAAAGACUACAUCAAGCUCUGUAUGUCAGACUAAUGAAAGCCAGGAUACAGACCAAUCUAAGUCUUCUCCAAACAAAUCUGCUUCUGCAGCAGUUGCAAACACUCCAUCUGUAAAGAGCUUUACUGCAGCUAAACGGACGCGCACAUCCACUUCCCAAGAAAGUGGACCGGCUUCAAAAACUCGACCUCGCCGAUGGUCUGAAAGCGCUAGCUCUUCUAAAACGAGUAAAGAUGGGUCACAAGAGAAGAGUCCACAGGUCAAUGCGGUCUUCAGUAACCUCAUCACACCACGAAAAAACAUUAAAGGAUGUUCUCAGAAUCAAGUUGGCAAGAGCAAACCUCUGGACCAACAUGAGACUACUAGGGAAGACGCACAGGGAAAUGAGUCUCAGAAAGUUCGAGGGAAGAAUCCAAAAAUCAGUCUGUUGGCGGUAUCUGCCAGGCCGGCGGCGGCAGCAGUGUGCGAGUGGAGUAGAGGCAGGCUUGGACCCCAGCCAUCCCCAGCCAGGACAGGAGGCGCCGCUGCUACUCAUGUUCCAGCUGCAAACCUUCGGCCACCACUUUCUGCCUCCAAGAUCAAGCCUGGUACAGCAGGAAGAGAUGGCAGUAGUACUUAUGGCACCCCCUCACCAAAGAGCAAACUGAGCACACCUGAUGUUAAGCUCAAAGUCCCUUUGACUGAAGAUGCAAGUACAGUUUCAGGAUCUCAAUCCAGACCUGCUGUGUUCUCAGCUCCAACAUCAGCCUCCAAACUGCCCCUGAAGCCCAAAAUACAGCUUAAGAGCUCUAGUACAUCUCAGACGAGUGGACAACCAAAGCAAGAGCCUUCCGUGGGAAGCCUGAGUAAAACACCAUCUAACAGGGCAACUUUUUUUAGAAGCAAGCUGCAAUGUCCACCUACCAGGAAUGUAUCAUCAGCAGGAUGCAAAAACACAUCGUCAUCAUCGUCAAGUUCAGUGAGGUCUUCAAGCAGUCCUCUGAAAACCCCCAUUACACCCCGACCAGUGAGAACUGCUGCUACUCCAACAGUUGACAAUAACAAGUCAAGGACGAGCUCCCGAAAUCCACAGCCGCCGACGAAUGGGCAACCGGAUCUGGUGCCACCAGAGAGCAAAUCCAGAAAUGUGGAGUAUUACAAGGCUCAGUGUGAAAAGAAGAACCAGACCAUCCAACAACUGGAGAACACGCUUAUAUCCAACAACCGGCGGUUCGAGGCUGUCGCUGUGGUCGUAAAGCAUCUCUAUGCUGAGCAUGAGGAGGUGAUGAAGCAGCGACGGGAUCUGUCUCAGGAGCUGGUCACCUUGCGUGAGGAGCUUGUAAGCUCGGGUCACUCCUGUGAACGUCUGGAGCAAGAGAAGGAGGAUCUGCGCUCUGCUUUUGAUGGAGUCCUGCAGAAGAUCCAGGAGCAGCACCGCUUGGACCUCGCUGACCUCGAGGAGAGACUAAAGACAUUCUACUCUACAGAAUGGGAGAAAGUCCAUCAGGCCUACCAGGAGGAGGCGGAUAAGUGCAAAGCUCAGAUGGAGCAGCAGCUGGAAGAGAUUCGAUCAAAACAUGAGGUUUUGAAGAAAGAACUGGAAUCUAGCCAUAUAAUGGAGGUGGACGACCUUAAGCAGCAGUUUGAAGAAUCUUUUAAAGGAUUCAAACAGUCCCAUAAAAAGGAAAUGCAAAACCUCAAUGAAACACUAAAAGAAUCAGAAGACACGUUAACUAAUCAAAUUCAGGAUCUAAUGACAGAAAACGACAGCCUCAAAGAGAAACUGAAUGCUGAGGUAAAGCGAAGGAUGGAGCUUGCUGAGAAAACACAGGACUCCCACACCCUUUAUUUGGAGCAGGAGCUCGAAAGCCUUAAAGUAGUGCUGGAUAUCAAAAACAAACAGAUCCACGAACAGGACAAGAAACUCAUGCAGAUCGACAAACUGAUGGAGAGGAACGUGAAGCUUGAUGAAUGUCUUAAGAAGCUGCAACAGGAAAACGAAGACCUCAAAGCCAGAAUGGACAGACAUGCUGCUUUGUCUAGACAACUGUCCACAGAGCAGGCAGUUUUACAGGAAUCCCUCCAGAAGGAGUCCAAAGUGAACAAACGUCUGUCAAUGGAGAACGAAGAACUGCUCUGGAAGCUUCACAAUGGUGAUCUGAGUAGCCCCCGCAAGAUCUCCCCUUCCCCGUCCCUAAAUCUCCAGUCACCAAGAACCUCUGGGAUGUUCUCCAGCCCUCCAGUCUCGCCAAGAUAACAAUGGCCUUCAGCUUCCAGGAAGCACUUUAAUACAGGACAGAGCACUUCCCGCAUGCUGAAGGUCUGGACCAUAUGAGUGGCUCUCAAAAUGGAAUGAACCCUUGUACAGAUUGAAAACUGAAGACAGUAUUGCACAGAAGCACUUACCAAUGAGGCCACCCUCGUACUUUUGCCUUUCACGUCUAUGGAGGAAAGAGGAAUAUCUCAGGGCUUAUUGAAAGUUUCUCUCUAAUUUGUGCUUUUUGUUUCUGGAUUGUUUCCCCCCUGAAGUUCCAGACUUUAACCUGCUCUCUGUAGAGUACUGGCAUCUGAUACCAUGAUUGAGGCCUUUGUCAACCAAUGAAGCUUUUCUACCAGACGUGUACCUGGAUUUAUCUUUUGCUCUGGGACAAAUGCCCAAAUGCCAGUUGGCCAGUGGACAUUUCCCAGAUGCUGCUGUUGCUGCUGCUUGUCUAGCGUUUGGUAUCCCUUUAUUUCACAUAGGACCUCAGACGAACUUUUCUAAAGAAGCACUUCAUAGAUCAACUCAUGCCAUAAACUGACUGUUACUAUUUACUCAAACGGAAAGAUAUUCACUGAUCUCCACCAGGUGUUCUCAAAACCUUAUGCAACCUUUUUUGUCGUGUUUAUAUCAUGCCUUUAAUUUUUUGUUGUUGUUGUUUGAAAAUGGUAUUUUUUUAUAUAUCAUCACACGUUUUAUGAACAAGGUGAGCUUCAUCCAGGUGCAUGCUUCACCACAGAUGUGCUCAUAUCAUAUCUCUCAUAUGCCUAUGAGAAACUUCAUACAAUGAAUGAUGCAGAAUGAAUUACUAAUAGUUGAAUGUUUUGAUUAAUGCCUGCGUAAGGGUUGAAUUAUCUCUCUUCCUCACUUUCUUGGCAAUCAGAGAUGCAGUCUAAUCGUAAUGGUAUGCUGGAAACGUACGAGUGCUUGAUAUUGAAAUGGCAUGCCAUUAGGCAGCGCUGUGACUAUUGGGAAUCUGCGAGUUUUUUCACUACUUUCUUGAAUACGGGUUUUGUAUAUUAUUCAGUAUGAUUGAGCCCUAGGGGACAGAUUUGAGUGUUCAUUUGUCUUUAUUUCUAUAUUUAUGUCUGAUCAUGAGACCAAUGUGAUUGACUGAGCAUGUUCCAGUGGCCUCAGGAGCACCCCUCUCUGUUUGAAACCCUCCACUGCAGCUUUAUGUUCAAGCUAGUGACAAAGAGUUUAAAAUGCAUAAGAAGUUGCAGGGUUUUUUGGUUUGGUUUUGGUAUGCAUUUCUAAGUUGUUUGCGUGGAUGUUGGCGUGAAACUGAAACUAUUAAAAAUAUGCAUAUAAUAAAAAAUGUACAUUUUU
Messenger RNA from Danio aesculapii, 5027 nucleotides. It is a transcript of the gene mtus1a, whose product is annotated as microtubule associated tumor suppressor 1a. The record is from RefSeq and is a predicted model, not a curated record. Lineage: Eukaryota; Metazoa; Chordata; Actinopteri; Cypriniformes; Danionidae. Gene Ontology annotation, cellular component: nucleus; cytoplasm. The transcript has 15 exons. The coding region runs from base 366 to 3695 and encodes 1109 amino acids. Gene Ontology annotation, molecular function: microtubule binding.